AUGGUCCAGCUGUCCGCGCGGCCAGCGUCAUGGCGAUGGCUCGCCCUGACCGUGGCAAGUCUCUGGCCGGCUCUCGCCGGUGCUGAUAAGACCACGGCCGACUACUAUGUCCGCAGCCUUCCGGGCCUGGCGCAGGAUCCGCCGACCGUGAAGAUGCACGCUGGUCACAUCGAAAUCACCCCCGCGCACAACGGAAAUCUCUUCUUCUGGCACUUCCAGAAUCAGCACAUUGCGAACCGUCAGCGAACCGUAGUAUGGCUCAACGGCGGGCCUGGAUGCAGCUCCGAGGACGGUGCGCUGAUGGAGAUUGGGCCGUACAGAGUCAAGGACGAGAACACCCUGGUCCCCAACAACGGCUCUUGGCAUGAGUUUGCCAACCUGCUCUUCGUCGACAACCCGGUUGGCGUCGGCUUCAGCUACGUCGAUACCGACAGCUACCUGCACGAGCUGAAUGAGGUUGCCGACCAGUUUAUCAUCUUCCUGGAAAAGUUCUUUGCUCUGUUCCCCGAGUAUGAGCAUGACGAUCUGUAUUUUGCGGGAGAGUCAUACGCCGGACAGUAUAUUCCCUACAUUGCCAAAGCGAUUGUGGAGCGCAACAAGAAGAAGGCCGAAGAGAAGAAAGAGAAGGACGCCUGGAACCUGAAGGGGCUGCUGAUUGGAAACGGCUGGAUGUCCCCGAGGGAACAGUACGACAGCUACCUCCCCUUCGUUUACGAAAAGGGCCUUCUCACCAAGGAAUCGGACGUUGCCAAGAAGCUGCAGUCUAGCAUUAGGAUAUGCCAGAACAAACAGGGCAGCGACCCCGGACACGUGGACUACAGCGAAUGCGAGAGUAUUCUCAGCUCGAUCCUCCAAAUGACCAGAAACGGCAAUGGCAAAGAUGCCUGCUGGAACAUGUACGAUGUGCGCCUCCGAGACGAGUACCCCAGCUGCGGAAUGAACUGGCCGUCGGACUUGGCCGCUGUCACUCCUUAUCUGAGGAGGCGUGAGGUUACAGAGGCCCUUCAUAUCAACACCGCUCGCGCUGCUGGUUGGUCAGAGUGCAGUGGAGCGGUCGGUUCCGCCUUCCAGGCGAAAACCUCGGUUCCUUCAGUCGACCUGCUGCCCGAUCUCUUGAAGGAAGUUCCUAUUCUACUCUUCUCGGGAGCAGAGGAUCUCAUUUGCAACCACAUUGGCACGGAGAACAUGAUCAACAACAUGGAGUGGAACGAAGGCAAGGGCUUCGAGAUCGCUCCCGGCAACUGGGCGCCCCGUCGGCAGUGGACCUUUGAGGGCGAAGUUGCUGGUUUCUGGCAGGAAGCUCGCAACCUCACCUACGUCUUGUUCUACAAUUCGUCCCACAUGGUUCCUUACGACUACCCUCGGCGCUCGCGCGACAUGCUGGAUCGAUUCAUGGGAGUGGACAUCAGCAGCAUCGGCGGCGAGCCAACCGACAGCCGCAUUGACGGUGAGAAGGGCGUCGAGACGACGGUUGGCGGAGCAUCCAACAACACUCACGCGCACGAAGAAGAGACGCACAAGAAGAUUGACGACGCCAAAUGGGCCGCCUACCAGAGAUCGGGCGAAAUCGUGCUGGUCAUUGUCAUUGUCGCCGCCGUGGCCUGGGGCUACUUUAUCUGGCGCCAGCGCAGAGCUCGCGCCACCUAUAGGGCGCUCAGCGGCGUCGAGCCCUCGAGCAGGCACGGCUCUCGCCUCAACUUUGCCAGCCGCAGGCGUCACGGAGAUGUCGAGGCGGCGGAUUUCGACGAGACUACGCUGGACGACUUGCAUGUCGAGACGCCUACUACUCCGGGGAACAAGUAUACUGUGGGAGAGGAUGACGAUAGCGAGGAUGGGCUGUCGGAGAUGGAGCGGGAGAAGAGGAGGAAGCUGAAUCAGCAAGCGGCAAGUUAG
Molecule: messenger RNA, 1893 nt
Organism: Trichoderma citrinoviride
Lineage: Eukaryota; Fungi; Ascomycota; Sordariomycetes; Hypocreales; Hypocreaceae
Product: serine carboxypeptidase
Exons: 3
Coding region: 1-1893 (630 amino acids)
Biological process (GO): apoptotic process; proteolysis
Cellular component (GO): trans-Golgi network
Molecular function (GO): serine-type carboxypeptidase activity
Source: RefSeq, a predicted model, not a curated record